Messenger RNA from Carassius auratus (goldfish), 1353 nucleotides. RefSeq names its product NAD(P)(+)--arginine ADP-ribosyltransferase 2-like. The transcript has 3 exons. Gene Ontology annotation, molecular function: NAD+ poly-ADP-ribosyltransferase activity; NAD+-protein-arginine ADP-ribosyltransferase activity. NCBI's taxonomy places the organism in Eukaryota, Metazoa, Chordata, Actinopteri, Cypriniformes, Cyprinidae. Bases 219 to 1019 code for a protein of 266 amino acids. The record is from RefSeq and is a predicted model, not a curated record.
UAUCAGUGGUAUAAAACAGCUCCCAUCUCUUGUGUUGAAGAGUCGUUGUUGUCUGACUGUGACUUUUCUGAUGUUCUAAUCUAAUUGUUGCUCCUGAACUCCAGAAAAAUACUGAAAACAGAAUCUGACAGAAAGAGACAACAGUAUUCUCAGGUUGUUUUCAGCAUCUGAUCUUCACUAGAUCUACUAGAUCAUCUGAGAGAUUCGACUGAAUCAAGAUGCUGCUGAUCAUUGAAGCUCUUCUUCUCAUUUUAGCUGCUCUAGGACAGGAUCACAGAGCAGCUGCUGCCACAGGAGAGAUUUAUACAUUGGAUAUGGCACCAAAUUCUGUUGAUGAUCAAUAUGAUGGAUGCACAGAGAAAAUGGCAAACUUGGUGAAAACAAAAUAUCUGCAGCAGGAAAUGAAUAAAUGUACUGAUUUUAAAAACACUUGGCUUGAUGGUAAAAAUAAAGCCAAGAAUCCAGAGGAUAAUUUGAAACAGAUUCAUUCAGUUGCCAUUUAUGUGUACACUAACAAUAAUUCUGUUGUAUAUCGAAAGUUCAACAACGCUGUCCGUAGUGAAAAACAAAAGUACAAAGACGGUACAUUCUCAUGGUAUUCACUUCACUUUUUGUUAACAGAUGCAACACAGAUUCUGAAGAAAACACAAACUAAAUGCUAUUUAACGUAUCGUGGUACUACAGUUGAAUUUGCUAAGGAUGUUGUGAACAAAGAAAUUCGUUUCGGCUCAUUUACAUCCUCCUCUUUUGAUAAAGCAGUAGCAAGUGGUUUCGGACCUAAAUCUUGUUUUGAAAUUGAAACUUGUAAAGGUGUUUCUGUGAUAAAAUACUCCAAGUAUCCUGACCAGAAAGAGGUGUUGAUUCCUCCGUAUGAGAAGUUUAAAGUCACUGCUGUCAUGACAAAAGAGGAGAAAGGAGCCUGGUGUGACACUGUGUUCAUUCUGAAAAGCACUGGAACAGUAAGUUACCUGAACUGUGUUGUUGAUGUAAAACUAGUUAAAGACAGGGCCAAACUUUAAAUCUUUGUUGACCGUAUUUCUUCAAGGGUGAAAGUUGUUUCUAUUAUAAUAUAUGAUUGCUUGAUUAAUUCUGAAUUUUUUUUUUUUUAAUAAUAAUCUCAAGCUUUUAAGUAAAUCAACAAUGAUGCUUUGCACUGUAAUAAAAGUUAGCAAUCAUCUGCUUUGUCUUCUUUUGACCAAUUUUAACAUGUUACUCUGUAAGCUGUUUAUGGGAAAACUAAGUAGACUGUAAACUGUAUUCUAUUUACAUGAAAAUGUUAUAUUAAACCAUAAACGCUAUAUUGUUUAUGUAAUUCUUGUUAUUAAAGCUUAAAAAUUUAUCAUAUUUUCACAA